This is a messenger RNA of Lathyrus oleraceus (garden pea), 789 nucleotides long. RefSeq lists its product as uncharacterized. The transcript has a single exon. The record is from RefSeq and is a predicted model, not a curated record. The coding region runs from base 1 to 789 and encodes 262 amino acids. Lineage: Eukaryota; Viridiplantae; Streptophyta; Magnoliopsida; Fabales; Fabaceae.
AUGGAACUGGGAAGGAGGAAUACCAAGAAAUACACUUUCAAAUGUCCUGACUUAACAGAGUUGAAGAAGCUUGGUUCUAUGAUAGUUAGUCUAGAGGAUUUCAGAGCUCAGUAUGGAAGACUUAUGGGUAUCUUGAAGACCAAGGUUGAAGAUGGAGUUCUCAACACACUGGUACAGUUUUAUGAUCCACUUUACCAUUGCUUCACAUUUCUAGACUACCAGCUUAUGCCUACUCUAGAAGAAUACUCUUAUUGGUUUGGUUUGCCAGUCUCUGACAAAUUACCAUUCAGUGGUUCAGAGAAGACCCCUGCAUCAGCAGCUAUUGCAGAAGCACUUCACCUAGAAACGUCUGUUGUGAAGGACAACUUCACUAAAAAAGGAGGGAUUCUAGGUCUAACCUCUAGAUUCUUGUUGGAGAAAGCCUUUAUCUUUGCAGAAGCAGAUAGUAGAGAUGCCUUUGAAGCCAUUUUUGCUCUACUCAUUUAUGGAAUUGCACUCUUCCCAAACAUUGAAGACUUCGUGGAUGUUAAUGUUAUACGAAUCUUCUUAAUUGGUAACCCAGUACCCACAUUACUUGGAGAUACCUACCAUUCUAUCUAUCACAAAACUAAGAAAGUUGGUGGAACCAUUCUUUGUUGUGCACCUCUCCUAUCUAAGUGGUUUAUUUCUCACUUCCCAGAUCCAGGCUCUUCAGGGAGGAUCCGCAGAAGCUUAGAUAGUCUCAGAGGUUCAUGUCCAUUGAUCAAGGGAGUAUACAUUGGUAUGACCCCUUCUAUGAUGUUGGAGUAA